UGAUCCAUUCAGCAUAACAGGAAUCUGCCAGGUGGGUUCUAGAAGCUCCCUGUGGAUCCCUGCAGAAUACAGAUGCAUUUUAAUGUUUUUUUUUUUAGGGCAGUGACCUUAUUUGUAGCCUCUGUUGCCAGUCUGUCCCCUCAGUGUGGGGUAACUGAUGCCAGCAGAGCAGUUAGAGGUCCAAAAGCAGCAGGUUGCACACAAGGAAGCUGAGGCUGCACCACUUCUGUACCUUUAAUGUUACCUCUUGUUGUUGUAUAAACGAUUGCCGUUGCAAACUGGCUCCUGCUCUUUAUUUCUCUUAAGUAUUUUUACCUGUAUAUUUUAGGCCAGGGCUUGUUUAUGUUAUUAAGCUGAUUAAAGACUACAGAGGCAUGGUAAGAAUAGCAGGGCUUAUUCCUAUAACACUGGGAAGUACAAGUCACAAUGGGAGUAUUUAGGAUAUAGAGUAGAAAUUAUUACUGCCCAGACUAAUAGCUUUUAAAUGCCAAACUGCAGCUGGUAGCUGCCCCUGCUGUAAGAGUGAGCUGCUUGGUAGCUCAUGGAGAGAUGCAGCUGCACAUUUCUGUGUCAUCCCUUUUUAAGGGAAAAGCCUGGACAGAGUCACAUUGGAAGUCCAUGUUCGACACUUGCUGUCCUGGGGUGACAGAUGAUACAUUUUGUUCCGAGAUCUCAAAGGAAACUUCUCCUUUUUAGUUCUGGUUUAUAAUGCCAGAAAACCAAUAUAACUUGGGGAGUAUCUGGCAGAAAAAGUUAUUUCCCCUCAGUACUGAUUCAGUCUUAGCACCUGUGAAUUCAGCCUGAGCAAGGACUGAGGUGCCUCUCCUGAGCAGAUGUUUGGAUAUUCCACAUUUAAAAGCUGCCCAGGGAAGUGGUGCAGCUCAGACUUAAGCAUAGUAAAUAUUAAAGGCUAAAAACAAGCCCUCUCUCCUCACCCUGUAUGGCUGCUUAGUUACAUUUUAGCAUCAAUUUGCUGCUUCUGUUGCAUUCUCCCCCUUUUUAAGAGAAACAAGUUGUAAAUCACACUCUUUCCCUGUGCUCUCAGCUAGGCAGGAUCCUCGUGGUGACAGAACUAUCCAGCCAUUCCUGAAGCUGAUGGUCAUUCCCAUCCUGGCCCACUCAAGGUUUUCAGGAUGAAUCUGGAAAAACUCAGCAAACCAGAACUACUGACACUCUUUAGCAUUCUAGAGGGAGAAUUAGAAGCAAGAGAUCUUGUCAUAGAGGCCUUAAAGGCCCAGCACAGGGACACGUUCAUCGAGGAACGCUAUGGCAAGUACAACAUCAGUGACCCACUGAUGGCUUUGCAGAGGGAUUUUGAGACCCUGAAAGAGGGGAAUCAUGGUGAAAAACAACCAGUGUGCUCCAAUCCUUUAUCUAUUUUGAAAGUGGUGAUGAAACAUUGCAAGAACAUGCAGGAAAGAAUGUUGUCCCAACUGGCUGCUGCAGAAAGCAGACACAGAAAGGUGAUCCUGGACCUGGAGGAGGAGAGGCAGCGGCACGCCCAGGACACGGCCGAGGGGGACGAUGUCACCUACAUGCUGGAGAAGGAGCGGGAGCGGCUCACCCAGCAGGUGGAGUUUGAAAAAUCCCAAGUGAAAAAGUUUGAGAAAGAACAGAAGAAGCUGUCAAGCCAGCUGGAGGAGGAGAGGGCACGCCACAAGCAACUGUCUUCCAUGCUUGUAGUGGAGUGCAAGAAAGCCACUGCCAAAGCAGCUGAGGAGGGGCAGAAGACAGCAGAACUGAGCUUGAAAUUGGAAAAGGAGAAGAGUAAGGUGAGCAAGCUGGAAGAGGAGCUGGCAGCCAAGAGGAAGCGGGGUUUGCAGAUGGAAGCACAGGUGGAAAAGCAGCUCUCGGAGUUCGACAUUGAAAGGGAGCAGCUGAAAGCCAAGCUGAACAGAGAAGAAAACCGUACAAAAGCACUCAAAGAAGAGGUGGAAUGUCUGAAGAAAGCCCUGAAAGAGCUGGAGGCUUCUCAGCAGGAGCACAGUCCCUCUGAGCCUUUGCAGCCGAGCCCCUCGGUGAUGUCCAGAGGUGUCACAACCGACAGUCCCCCGGUGAAGUCUGUGUCUUGCCAGACCGAGUGUCUGCAGGCAGAGAGGGCAAACCCUGCCAGCACAAGCAAAGCUGUUCACAGCAUGUUUCCCAGCCCCUCUGCACCAGUUCACUCCUAUGCAAAAUCCAAUGGGCAUUGUGACCUGGAUGGGCAGGCAGGUGGGGAGCCCCUGCAGACACACCCUGCAGAGAGCCAGGUUCAGAGGGAGAGAUCUGCUGGUGCAGCCUCGGAAAGCGCGGUGGAGAACGGGAGUUCUCCCGUGAGAACGGAGUCACCGGUGCACCUGAUGUCCCAGCACCCUGCUGGGGGGGUCUCCCUGUCUCCCAGCAGCACAGCUGGGUCCUCCCUGACACCUUCUCCCUGCUCCUCACCGGUGCUGACCAAACGCUUGGUGGGAGCCUCGGCCAGCAGCCCUGGCUACCAGUCCUCCUACCAGGUGGGCAUCAACCAGCGCUUCCACGCAGCCAGGCACAAGUUCCAGUCCCAGGCAGAGCAGGACCAUCAGUCCAGUGGGCUGCAGAGCCCCCCCUCCCGGGACCUGUCCCCCACCCUGGCAGACAACUCAGCAGCCAAGCAGCUGGCCCGCAACACGGUCACUCAGGUGCUCUCCAGGUUCACCAGCCAGCAGGGCCCCAUCAAACCCGUCUCCCCCAACAGCUCCCCCUUUGGCACGGACUACCGAACCCUGGCCAGUGCUGGGAGCCCCAAAACCGAGGCUGGGCACUCCCCCAGCCCUGUCAAGGUGUCCAGCCCUCUCAGCCCGUUGUCUCCUGGGAUUAAGUCACCGACCAUUCCUAGAGCAGAGAGGGGGAACCCUCCGCCCAUCCCUCCGAAGAAGCCUGGCCUGGCUCAGUCCCCUGCUGCUCCUGCUCCUCUCACCAAAAGCCCUGCCCAGGCAUCCCCCCUGGGGGCCCCCAUGGACGUGGCAAGCAGCUGCUCCAACAACGCUGUCGUGUCGAAUGGCAAAGACCUGGAGAUCCUCCUGCCAACCAGCAGCUAGUCUCCAGAAACUGGGAAUGUGACAUUCCACGGCUCAGCACCCUGGAGCUAAGACACUGUUUUUUCCACUCCAUGUUAUUUAUUUCCAUAGUAGCAGAUUCUGUCUGUAUAAAGCAUUUAGUAUAUUUUUUUUCUCUUUUUUUUUUUUUCAAUAGGUAGGAAAAUAUUUUUGUUUAUGAAGAAACCUUAACUACAGCUAUACAGUAGCCUCCAAACGUCUCAUGGCAACAGUCAAAUCAUUAGAGAGAACCAUAAUCGUGUGGUGGGACCUGUCAACCUCUAAUGGGACUGAAAUGCUACUUUUAAAUUAUGCAGAAAAAGAUUUUUUUGCAGACUUUUUACUCCAGAUGAACAUUUUAUAAAAGUGCCUGAACUAAGCCUGCAAUAUGAAUGUGAUUCUUGGGAAAAGGUGAGGAGGGGACCAUCUAGCUGCAGAAACAAAUCCUUCUGAGUCCUGAAUGUUGAAACCAACACUGGUUUUCUUUUGAAUUCUUUCCAUUUGCUACAAGAAGUUAGCAAAUACACUACAAAUUCUGUAAGGUGACCACCAGACCAACACAACCAGCCAUGCUGUGCCCUUCAGGACACAGCUCCCAGCUAAUUUGAGGAAGCACAUGAGUUUUUUUGGGGUAAAAUGUAGCUGUAAUACAACCUGGAUGCUUUUUUUCUCACAGUAUUUCUUGUCCAUAUAGUUCUUUUUGCUUUCCUCUCACACAUUCUGCAGAGAUGCCUGUGUGCUUUAAAUGGCUAAACUCUGGUUUGUGGUGUGUCACCCAGAAUUUUCGAGCUCCUCAAGCAUUCUACUGUUGUGUGUAGAACUUCUGAGAAAAGGAUCUUUCUGUUACUUGACAAAGAUCUCACUAUUACUUGAAAAAAAAAUCACUAAUCCACAUGACACAGUUUUUUUGCAACAGUAACAUGAGAUCUUCAACUAUAAACAAAAGCAAUAAUUUUGUUCCUCAUCUCUGUCAGUUGUGUCUGACUGACCUGGAUUUUACCCACGAGCUUUGGGAUCUUGCUGGCUUUCCUUGGCUGCAAUUAUGGAACCAAAUCAUUACUGCUGUGGAAAUGAAUAUGUAUAUAUGUGUAGGUAUAUCACACACAUAUGUACUGAACACACAGUGUAUUAGGGAAAUCUUUAUAUGCUCCUGAUCUCCUGCUUAAUAGAGAGAAGAUGUGGCAAUUAAAAAAAAACAUUUAGUGAGGAAUUGUCUAAGUUGGAGGCAAAUCAUGAGUGUGAAAAAGCAUUUGGGCCCGAGAGGGGAGAAAGCAGCUGGUUCCUGUGCAGAAACAUUUGCUGCAGGCAAAGCAGCCAGCACAGCACAGUGGUUUUCUGAGUCACUGUGGUGAGAAAUACAGGAGAAACCCCCCAGAUCAGUGGCAGGGGUUGAGAGCACGACCCCGAGUUAAUGAUCUCCAGUGUUGGAUGGGAACUGAGCCUAAAUUUAGAACCUGGACUUGCUGCUUUGGGAGCCCUUCCCUGGGUGCAGUGUGGUGUUUACACAGAGCACAGCUUCCCACUGCCACAGACACCUUCUCCUUUGCCAGUUUUCAGUAUUUCCAUAGAUAAAACACCUCUGUUGGGGGGAGGAUCCCUGUGCCCUGGGAGGAGGCACUUGUGGCCAUGGCAGGGAGGUUCCUUGGGGCUUUGAGCCUCAUCCCAUGGGACAGCAGAGCUCUGGGCUGCUCUGAGUGACCCCACACACCGUGGCAGGUGUUUGGACUAGAACAGAGGUUUGGACAGACCUUUUAGCAGCCUUUUAAAUUGUGAUCCUAUAGGCUGUUGUUCCUAAUCCAGUGGAGCAGGCUGUGCACAAACAGCAGAGGGACAGAGGCAGCCAGAGCUAAAUGGGCAGUGACUCUUUUGGAAGCACAUUUAUUACUUUUUUAACUAAGUGUCCACAGGAGAUUUUUUUUUUCCUCUUGCUGAGAGAAACUGUAAAAAUGGAUGGGCAGGUGGAUUUUGGCCCAUGUAUCCCUUCCAAUUCAAAAGUGAGGCUUUUGUAUACACUGCUUUAACGAGUUUCUUUGCUUUUACAUUAAUCUAACUGGUAUUAUCCCCUUUAUUGAUAGCUCUAGAGAGAGAGAUACUAUGAUGAAGUCUAAUAGGAAAUGCACUGAGUACUGUUUCUUCUGAAAUAUAAUAUGGGAAGGGGGUAUGCAAAAGAAUGUAUUUUUGCUAGUAGCCUAACUUCUGAGAGAGACUAAGCACAAGGGAUUAAAAUGGAUCCAACUAAUUCAGUAAGACAUUUAGAGUUAGUAUUUAACUGUUGAUGUAGAUUCUGUGUGGAAGCAACUAAAUAUUUCUUCUCUAACUCACAUCAGUCCUAAGCAGACAUUGUUGCAGAGUUUGUCACUGGCUAAUGGAGUAUAAUGAAGUGCAAAAUGUAUAACACUAGUAUUAAUUCAUUAACACUUGUAAAUUUGUAAAGCCAAAUGUACCAAGCUGAAGUCUUUAAUCAUUUUUAUAGCUGAUGGCAUUAAACAUGUUAAACAUUCGUAUUAUCAAUAAAGGAUUUUAUUUUUAA
Molecule: messenger RNA, 5580 nt
Organism: Pseudopipra pipra
Lineage: Eukaryota; Metazoa; Chordata; Aves; Passeriformes; Pipridae
Gene: CTTNBP2NL
Product: CTTNBP2 N-terminal like
Exons: 5
Coding region: 1134-3053 (639 amino acids)
Biological process (GO): protein dephosphorylation
Cellular component (GO): actin cytoskeleton
Molecular function (GO): protein phosphatase 2A binding
Source: RefSeq, a predicted model, not a curated record